AUGAGUCUCCUGCCCUGGCUUAACAAGGGCUCUUCUGUACCGAUCCUCCAGUGGCCGGCAGUCUGUCUUGCCGAGAGUGUCGGAGUUCCGUCUCUGGGUGUGAUUGGACGGCGGUUUCUGCGUAAUCACAUGGAGCCUAGGCCUUUGGGUGUUGCAAAGUCACAGUCUGCUCGGCUGUCCGUCGGAAAAUACGACACUGAGUCAAGUUGA
Protopolystoma xenopodis is the source of this 210-nucleotide messenger RNA. NCBI's taxonomy places the organism in Eukaryota, Metazoa, Platyhelminthes, Monogenea, Polystomatidea, Polystomatidae. The record is from the annotation of a GenBank genome assembly.